Phodopus roborovskii (desert hamster) is the source of this 611-nucleotide messenger RNA. RefSeq names its product RUN domain-containing protein 3B-like. The transcript has 4 exons. NCBI's taxonomy places the organism in Eukaryota, Metazoa, Chordata, Mammalia, Rodentia, Cricetidae. The record is from RefSeq and is a predicted model, not a curated record. The coding region runs from base 1 to 495 and encodes 164 amino acids.
AUGUGUACUGGAGAGUCAGCCCAAAUUGGACCCAGACUCUCGUCUAGCGAAGGCCUGGCAAUAAGGGACCAAGGCUGGGCUGAUGAUACUCAGGAUGUUUCUGAACGGAUCAAGGCAAGAGUUAACUGCCCACCUCUCCAACCAGUGGCCUUCCCCAGGAGCUCGGAUGUCAAUGCUGUUGCCUUGGAUAUGUUGCUUUACCGAAAACACAAUAAACAGUGGUAUGAUAAAAGUUACCAAAGCCUUGAACAGUUAUCAGCAGAAGUUAGCCUUUCUCAGGCCUCACUGGAUCCCAGCCAUUCACAAGAAGGAGAUGGGAAACAAGACUCAUUCAAUUUCAUUGGUGAAGGUAAAGAAGAUACUCCCUCACUGCUUGGUCUCUGUGGGUCACUAACAUCAGUGGCAAGCUACAAAUCCCUCACGAGCCUAAAAUCCAAUGACUGCCUUGCUAGCCCCACAGCUGAGAUGACAAGUCCAGGCCGAACUCCAUCCUGAAAGACUACGGAAAAACCCAAAGUUUCUGUAUUGUAUAUAUUCAGUUUCCAUAAGUUUGACUGCUGGAGAGAUGUUUGAAAUUUUAUAUUAUUCUGGAACACGUGUGGCAUUUUGUU